Messenger RNA from Iphiclides podalirius (scarce swallowtail), 1527 nucleotides. The record is from the annotation of a GenBank genome assembly. Lineage: Eukaryota; Metazoa; Arthropoda; Insecta; Lepidoptera; Papilionidae.
AUGCGGGCCGGAGGUGACGCGGCGGGAGGGGACGCAUUCACCGCCUUUCACUUCCCGCUUUUGUUAUGCAGAGCCACUCUAGACGACGGAAAGGCAGACGGCCUUGUGGCUUGCGAGCCUACUAGGCGUCCCUUCGCAUCCAUAGACAUAACGAUUCGUAUACGAGUGUCCACCGUGGCAUCAUGCGCCUCGGCACCGAUCUAUCGAGGCGCUCUAGCCGCACGUACGAUUGUGCGAGCCGCCAGGGCCGCGUUAACCUUGGCUUUUGAGCGGGCGACUUUCACGGUUAGACACGGCCGCCGUUACAUAAGAUGCGCGUUGCGCGGCCCACGGCGGCGGUGCCGUGACGACAUCGAAGCAGGCCGCUCACCGACCAACAGCAAAACCAGUUUCCACUUCGUCAACAAUAGAGUUGGGCAACGGUACAAGAGCGGGGUGCGCUCAGUGAGGGGCGGGGGCGGCGGCGGCGGCGCGGAGGAGGCGCGGCGCGGCGGCCUCAAGGCGCUGCCGAAGCGCGCCCGCACUCGCUGCAGGGGAAUGAACAUGGGGCAAAAGCUCUCCGGCGGUGUGAAGUCGGUGUCGCGCGAGUGCACGGCGCCGUUCAAGGCGGUGGUUGCGCGCGAGCUGGCGCCGGAGCCCCCGAGGCCGGCGCGCCUCGACGCGCUGUUGGACGCGCCGCCCGCCCACCCGGACCUGCAGCACAAGCACGCGUGGAAUCCGGAGGACAGAUCGCUGAACAUAUUCGUUAAGGAGGAGGACGCGUUGACCUUCCACCGGCACCCGGUGGCGCAGAGCACGGACUGCAUCCGGGGGCGGGUGGGCUACUCGCGCGGGCUGCACUGCUGGGAGGUGGUGUGGCCGGCGCGGCAACGCGGCACGCACGCGGUGGUCGGCGUGGCAACGGCGCACGCGCCCCUCCACUCGGUCGGCUACCAGAGCCUAGUGGGCGCCACCGACCAGAGCUGGGGCUGGGACCUGGGCAGGAACAAGGUGUACCACAACGCGAAGGGCACCGGCGGCAGCGGCACCACGUACCCGGGGCUGCUGCGGCCCGACGAGCAGUUCCUCGUGCCGGACCGGCUGCUCGUGGUGCUCGACAUGGACGAGGGCACGCUCGCGUUCUGCGCGGACGGCCGCUACCUGGGCGUGGCGGCGCGCGGCCUGCGCGGCAAAACGCUCUACCCCAUCGUGUCGGCGGUGUGGGGCCACGCGGAGAUCACCAUGAAGUACAUCGGCGGCCUCGAUCCGGAGCCGCUGCCGCUGAUGGAGCUGUGCCGGCGCGUGAUACGGCAGCGCGUGGGGCGCGCGCGCCUCCGCGCGGCCGCGUCCCGCCUCGCGCUGCCCCCCGCGCUCACCGCGCGCGACGCGGCGACCGCGCGGCGCCCCCACACGAGCCGCAGCCGAGCGCGCUCGCGGCGCCCCCCCCGCGCGGCGACCGCGCCGCAGCCGCACUGCGGCGCGCACGCGGAGCGGCGGUCGCGCGGCCGCACCGCCCCCGUGCCGCCGCCGCGCCGCGUCCGCGCCGCG